AUGAGGCGAAAUUCUUAUCAAAUAAAAAGCGCAAGUGGUAAACGACAAUCAAAUGUCCUGCCUGUUUUCGCCGUUGCACAACAACAGAAUGGUCGUCGCAUGAGUAUGUUCAUCAAUGCUCAACGUCGAUUAUCUCUCAUGUCGCAGAUAUCUGUGCCACACAAUGUUGAAUAUCGUCCACAACAACGGUUACCACCGAAUGGUCUCGAAUACCAGCAAAACAUUCUGCUGGCGAACAUAACAACAACAAUCAAAGAUAAUCCAAAAAAGUUUCAUGUUAAGUCAACUAAAAAAGCAAAUCCAUCCCAAAAUCGACCCUUAUCUCAUCGAUGUGGUGCUAUNAUCUUGAGUAAUGUAAAAUAA
Rotaria sp. Silwood2 is the source of this 363-nucleotide messenger RNA. The record is from the annotation of a GenBank genome assembly. NCBI's taxonomy places the organism in Eukaryota, Metazoa, Rotifera, Eurotatoria, Philodinida, Philodinidae.